AAUACGCAAAGAAAGACAGCGCUUUUACCGUCCGUCGUCGUCUCCAUCAAGCAAGGUCUCUUUCUUCUUCCUUCAUUCGCACUCUAGUGUUUUCAGAAAACAGUAAUUGGGUCCCCACGGAGCGACUUUGGAUCCUCUUCUUUCUACAUCUAUUUUUCUCUGUUUCUGUUUCCAACCGCAUUAUUUGUACUUGAGGUGGAGGUUGUUGUUUGAGACUACGAUUUUCAGGAUUGGUUGGUCUUUUUUUUAACUUAUGGGUAAAGGAGGACAUGCAAAUGGAAAGCAGGUGGAUACAACGCCAGGGGAUAAAGAGGUUUACCCAGCGUGGGCUAAGGAUAUUGUUGAAUGUGAAGAGAAGUUUGAUGUGAAUAGGGGGUAUGGAUUGACAGCUAGUGAAGUGGAGAAGAGAAGGCUGAUUUAUGGGUCAAACGAACUUGAGAAGCAUGAAGGUCCGUCUAUUUUAAGGCUGAUAUUGGAUCAAUUCAAUGAUACCCUGGUGAGGAUUUUGCUUGUUGCUGCGAUCAUAUCUUUUGUUCUGGCUUUGUUUGAUGGUAAACGGGGUGAUGGGAAGAUGGAUAUUACUGCUUUUGUUGAACCUUUAGUGAUUUUUCUGAUUUUGAUUGUGAAUGCCUUCGUUGGAGUUUGGCAAGAGAGUAAUGCUGAGAAGGCAUUAGAGGCUUUGAAAGAGAUUCAAUCACAACAGGCUACAGUUAUUCGUGAUGGAAGAAAGAUCCCCACUUUACCUGCGAAAGACUUAGUUCCUGGUGAUAUUGUUGAGUUACGGGUGGGAGACAAAGCCCCUGCUGACAUGAGGGUUUUACAAUUAAUCAGCUCAACUGUUAGGGUUGAGCAAGCAUCAUUAACUGGAGAAAGUGAGGCUGUUAAUAAGACGAGCAAACCUGUUCCAGAAGAUUCUGACAUUAGUCUCAAGAAAUGUAUGAUCUUCGCUGGGACGACAGUAGUAAACGGAAGUUGUAUCUGUUUGGUUACUCAAACAGGAAUGAGUACCGAAAUCGGACAAGUCCACUCGCAGAUCCACGAGGCAUCACAAAACGAGGAAGACACGCCUCUAAAGAAGAAGCUGAAUGAAUUUGGAGAAGCUCUGACCAGUAUCAUUGGAGUAAUCUGUGUACUUGUUUGGCUUAUUAAUGUCAAAUAUUUCCUAACCUGGGAUUACGUUAAUGGCUGGCCAACUAAUUUCAAGUUCUCAUUUGAAAAGUGCACUUACUACUUUGAGAUUGCUGUUGCAUUGGCUGUGGCUGCAAUUCCAGAGGGCUUACCGGCUGUUAUCACUACUUGUUUGGCUCUAGGAACUCGUAAAAUGGCUCAGAAAAACGCACUUGUCAGGAAGUUGCCUAGCGUCGAGACUCUUGGCUGUACAACAGUUAUAUGUUCUGAUAAAACUGGAACUUUGACCACUAACCAGAUGGCCGUUACAAAGCUUAUUGCCAUGGGCCAUAGUGCAAACUCUGUUAGAUCCUUCAAUAUAGAUGGGACUACUUAUAAUCCAUUUGAUGGGAAAAUUAGAGAUUGGCCAGUUGGUCAAAUGGAUGCUAACCUUCAGAUGAUUGCAAAAAUUGCGGCUGUGUGUAAUGAUGCAGGUGUAGAAGAAGUGACAGGAAACAAUUUCAUUGUCAAUGGUUUGCCCACUGAAGCAGCACUAAAGGUUAUGGCUGAAAAGAUGGGGCUUCCAAAUGGAUUGGAUGCUGGUAAAAAUCCAAUCAGCAGCGACCCAUUGCGUUGCUGCCAAAUAUGGAAUAAACUAGCAAAACGAAUUGCUACUCUUGAAUUCGACCGAGAUAGGAAAUCUAUGGGAGUAAUUGUUAGCUCCGAGUCAGGAAGGAAGUCAUUGCUUGUGAAGGGUGCUGUUGAGAACUUAUUGGAGCGUAGCUCCUUUAUUCAAUUGGUUGAUGGUUCUAUAGAGAAAUUAGAUCAAGCUUCAAAAGAUACAAUUUUGAGAAGCCUUGUUGAUAUGUCUUCAAGUGCCUUGCGUUGCUUGGGUUUUGCCUAUAAGGAUGAUCUUCUCGAUUUUGCUACAUACAACGGGGAUGAAGAUCAUCCUGCUCAUCAGCUUCUGCUAAACCCAUCAAACUAUUCCUCAAUUGAGAAUAAUCUAAUUUUUGUUGGCUUGGCUGGAUUGAGGGAUCCACCUCGAAGUGAGGUGCGUGGAGCUAUUGAGGACUGCAGGGUGGCUGGAAUUAGAGUCAUGGUCAUUACAGGAGAUAACAAGAAUACUGCAGAGGCUAUUUGUCGGGAAAUAGGUGUUUUCGAAACAUACGAGGACAUAAGUGGUAGAAGCUUGACAGGAAAAGAGUUUAUGAGUCUACGUGAUCCAAAAGCUCAUUUGAGACAAGGUGGAGGUUUACUUUUCUCCAGAGCUGAACCGAGACAUAAACAAGAGAUAGUGAGAUUACUGAAAGAAGAUGGAGAAGUGGUUGCAAUGACUGGCGAUGGGGUGAAUGAUGCUCCUGCUCUUAAAAUGGCCGACAUUGGAAUUGCAAUGGGAAUUUCUGGGACUGAGGUUGCAAAGGAAGCUUCCGACAUGGUUCUAGCUGAUGACAACUUCAGCACCAUCGUUGCUGCUGUUGGCGAGGGCAGGUCCAUUUACAAUAACAUGAAGGCCUUCAUAAGGUACAUGAUUUCAUCGAAUAUGGGAGAAGUUGCGUCUAUAUUUUUGACGGCUGCUUUGGGCAUCCCAGAGGGCUUGAUUCCUGUUCAGCUCCUGUGGGUCAAUCUUGUGACUGAUGGACCACCAGCAACAGCCUUGGGUUUCAAUCCGCCAGAUAAAGAUGUGAUGAAGAAACCCCCACGAAGGAGUGACGACUCACUCAUAAAUGCUUGGAUCUUGUUCCGAUAUCUGGUAAUUGGAUUAUAUGUUGGAAUCGCUACUGUUGGUGUAUUCAUCAUAUGGUACACACAGAAAUCUUUUCUGGGGAUCAACUUGACAGGGGAUGGGCACAGCCUAGUCACCUAUUCUGAGCUGGCCAACUGGGGCCAAUGCCCUUCAUGGGAGGGUUUCUCGGUAUCGCCAUUCACUGCAGGAUCACAGACGUUUCAUUUUGAAGACAAUCCUUGUGACUACUUCCAAACAGGAAAAGUAAAGGCGAUGACUCUCUCAUUGUCCGUCUUGGUUGCCAUAGAGAUGUUCAAUUCCCUUAAUGCCCUUUCAGAGGACGGUAGUCUCUUGACGAUGCCCCCGUGGGUCAACCCGUUUUUACUAUUGGCAAUGUCUGUCUCAUUUGGGUUGCAUUUCUUGAUCCUUUAUGUCCCGUUUCUUGCUCGAGUGUUUGGAAUUGUUCCCCUCAGCUUGAACGAAUGGCUUCUGGUGCUGGCAGUUGCGCUACCCGUGAUCUUGAUCGACGAAGUUCUCAAGUUUGUGGGUAGGUGCAUGAACCGAGUGGCAUCGAGAAAACAAUCCAAGAAGAAGACAGAAUAAAUGGUGAUUUUGUUUGAGUGAAAGAGAAUAAUAAGAUGGAUGGGAAAAACAUUGAUUUGAUUUAUUCAAACAUGUGUAGUUUUUGUUACUACCAUUUUACUUACUCAUUAACCAUACAUGCCCAAAGCUGCUGUUAGGAGAUUAAUUUCUCCUUGGAAAUCUUUUUUUUUUUUUUUGGUUUUAAACUUUGUUUUAGAAACAGUGUAGUUAAUUUUACUUCUUUCUAUAUACAUCUUAUAUUUUUAUUAUU
Messenger RNA from Impatiens glandulifera, 3686 nucleotides. Its product is annotated as calcium-transporting ATPase 1, endoplasmic reticulum-type-like. Bases 254 to 3436 code for a protein of 1060 amino acids. Gene Ontology annotation, cellular component: membrane. NCBI's taxonomy places the organism in Eukaryota, Viridiplantae, Streptophyta, Magnoliopsida, Ericales, Balsaminaceae. Gene Ontology annotation, molecular function: ATP binding; ATP hydrolysis activity; P-type calcium transporter activity. Gene Ontology annotation, biological process: intracellular calcium ion homeostasis; calcium ion transmembrane transport. The record is from RefSeq and is a predicted model, not a curated record. The transcript is spliced from 8 exons.